CGUGGGAAUAAUCUGACUACAGGUUGUCUUUGUCACUUUUCUUAUUUUGUUAUAAGUUGUAACCGCCGGUACCGUCGGGUAGCAAUAGGUUGGAAAAACUGUGUGUGACCAAAAAUGUCGACCCAUUAUCAUCAUCUAUCUCAGUACCCAACAAUAACAACAGCUACUGACAACUCUUCAGCAAUUUCAGCUCAGCAACAGCAAAAGAAAGAGCAGCAGCUUAGCAGUGAUAGCCCAAAUGGGAAAUUAUCAGUCCCCACCAUCACCACCGCAAAGUCUUAUCCUUCAGCCACGGCGUCCUAUGAAGGAGUCACUCAAAGUCCGGACCUUUUCUGGGAAAAACUCAAGGCUUUUCACCAAUCGUUCGAAACCAAAUUUAUGGUUCCUUCUGUAGGAGGAAAGCCUUUAGAUCUACAUCACCUUUUUGUUGAAGUCACAUCUCAAGGUGGCCUUGAAAAGGUAAUUAGAGACCGUAAAUGGAAAGAAGUAGUUUUGGCCUUCAGUUUCCCGACAACAAUUACCAGUGCUUCAUUUGUUUUGCGCAAGUAUUAUCUAUCAUUGCUUUAUCACUUUGAGCAGGUCUAUUACUUCCACAAGCAAGUCCCUUCAAUCUCAAUGCCUGAUCCUGUAAGCAGAAACGUUGUCAAUGGGUCAGCCGCACUAGCAGAAGGUGCCACCAGGGAUGAGUUUCCAGCCAUGACUACAAUUCUGCCUCUUGGCUGUUCAGUGACUGGAACUAUUGAUGGGAAAUUUGAGAAUGGAUAUCUGGUUACAGUGAACCUGGGUACCGAUCGGAUGAAAGGUGUCUUGUAUCACAUUCCUCAACACGUUUCUAAGAAUUCUCAUUCUUCAGCCAACCCUACUCGUCGGGACCGUAAGAGAUCCAGGUUGGCAUUACGUGAUCCAUCUCGACCCAAAUCAAACCGGAGUGGUUACAAUUUCUUCUUUGCUGAGCAUUAUGCCAGACUAAAGCCUUUGUACUAUGGAGAAGAGAAAGCCAUUAGCAAGAAGAUUGGGCUCCUUUGGAGCAAUCUCACAGAAGCUGAAAAACAGGUUUAUCAGGAGAAAGGAUUGAGAGACAAGGAGAGAUAUAGAACAGAAAUGUUGGAGUAUAAAUCUUCCUACGAUUCAACUACUCAUUAGUCUCCAUCUUGUAUGUUAUUAACGCGCCCAACCUCUUACGACACCAGCUUCCUCACAACUUUUGUUAUCGUUGUUGUUUGCUAAUCCUAUUUCCUUUUUCCCCCUAUUUUCUUUACAAGAGGACUCCAAAGACUAUAUCCCAUAGUACACUCCAUGCCGGGAUUGUCGGAGGUCGAGGGGUGCAGCUCUGCAACAUAUCUAGUGAUAUUUAAUUAUAAAUCUUGAAUUGAUAGACCA
Carya illinoinensis is the source of this 1380-nucleotide messenger RNA. Its product is annotated as high mobility group B protein 10. Gene Ontology annotation, molecular function: DNA binding. The record is from RefSeq and is a predicted model, not a curated record. The coding region runs from base 115 to 1143 and encodes 342 amino acids. The transcript is spliced from 6 exons. Lineage: Eukaryota; Viridiplantae; Streptophyta; Magnoliopsida; Fagales; Juglandaceae.